Galendromus occidentalis (western predatory mite) is the source of this 2151-nucleotide messenger RNA. RefSeq lists its product as uncharacterized. The record is from RefSeq and is a predicted model, not a curated record. The transcript is spliced from 9 exons. Bases 1 to 2151 code for a protein of 716 amino acids. NCBI's taxonomy places the organism in Eukaryota, Metazoa, Arthropoda, Arachnida, Mesostigmata, Phytoseiidae.
AUGGCACUACAAAAGGUUGCAAGCGAUACGGCUGCAGGUCCAGAUCAGAUCACAGGAGAAGUCAUUAAGAAGCUAGGUGAAGAGGGGCAAAUAUGCCUCGCACAAAUCUUCACAAGAAUAAUAAGAGGGGAUGAAGACAUCCCCAUGGAAUGGAGUGAAGGCAGGGUGGUAGCACUGGAGAAGAAGGACUCUACCAGAGGAUUGCUAUCCACCUACCGGCCGAUCACGAUCACGGCGGUGCUCUACCGAGUUUUCGCUCGGGUUAUUAACCGGAAAAUACAUGACUGGAUAGAAGGUCAUGGGAUCCUCGGUGAGAUGCACAAUGGGUAUCGGAGAGAUAGAAGGGGAGACGACUGUAUGUUCAUUGUCACCUCAAUCAUAGAAAUGACGAGAGCAGAGAAGAGGGGUUUGAAAGCCACCUUCCUAGACUGCACAAAAGCAUACGAUAAGCUAGAGCAGGGUCUGAGACAAGGGUGUGCCCUGUCACCCACCCUGUUCAUGCUGUACAUCUCAAGAUUGGAGAGAAGGCUUGUAGAAUCGGGCCGGGGAGUGAAGAUGAGGACCUCGAAAAACAUCUUCGAGAAUAAAGAAAACUUUAACCUGUCCGGCAGUGGGGUGAGCCCGGAGCUCAGCAUCCAGGGGCUUGUGAUCCCCACAGCCAAAUCAUACAAGUAUCUUGGCAUCACGCUUUGCAACAACCGGAACUACCUAAGUGAGCAGGAGAAAGUGUGGAAAGAGAAAUCCACGAAAGCGCUCAGGCAAAUGUACGCCGAGUCGCUAUGGAAGUUCAACAGACUCGAGCGAAUGCCGAGCCACCGAUGGCCAAAAGCCAUCCUGGAGGCAAUGAAGACAUGCAACAUCUUCAGUGAGGCGUACAAAAGAAUGAAACACCUCAGCAGACUGUAUGAGUGCGAGUUCGAUGAACCGCAACAUGUGGAAUCUGAAGAACGUCACUGGAGAGCCUUCCGCAACGAUGUGAGCGACCGCAUCAGAACAUUCACUGACAGGGAAUGGAGGGAGAACAUGGAAACCAAACCGAGCCUGAAAAGAUACAGGCAACACAAAAUGAACAGGGGCACAAUCGAUCAUGUAUAUGACAACACAAGAGGGAGUACCCUCCUGGCAGGGGCCCGUGCCGGUUUCCUCAACACAAACUCCUUCAGAGCCAGAUCACCCGUGGGACCUCAACAGUCCUCACUUUUGAGUCAGAACAAUGGUUCGGAUGUGACGAAAAUCAAGAAAGAGAUCAACGUUCAUCUGGUCGAGGAUCUCAUGAGGUUGACCGAGCUCUUCGAAUCGUACGAGAAGGUUGCCCCGCCGAAAGCCAAAGGAAGCUUCGGACAGCUCGUUCGACUUCUCCGAGGGUUGACAUCAGACCAAUCGAGCGAUUCCUCGCUGCUCAACUCUGUCAUUGAAAUAUCGGCCACCACAAUGCGACUGAAAACACUCGCCGCGUCAAGCCAAAUUAUCCGGAUGGGCUUGAUUGGUUUUGUCGUAGUUUUUCUCGAGUCGAACCUUCGCAGCGCGCUCGCGACCUUCGCCAGUAGUUCGGAUGGACUCAUCAGCAGCAUCUCCCUAACCGCAACAGUGGUUCAGGUUUUGUUUAGCCGCAAACGACUCUCGGAGGAAUACGCCCUCAGGCUUCUCAAGCACUUGUGUUCCGCCGCAAAGAAGAAUAAGUCUUGGAAGGUCAUCUACGUUCUUAUCCAGCUCCUCGAGAAACUGGUGCCGAGGUUGGAUAACUUGAAGCCCAAUGUAGUAAGCCUCAUCAAGGAAGUCAUCAGCCAGCUGCGAGCUUUAUGUCGAAUCGAAAUUCUCAGCGCACCCUCAUCUCCGAUAAGCGAAGAAGUCGCCGCGGCAAACCUGACCUCGGCGUUCCGGGAUCUCGUUGGCGCCAUCUCUACUUCCGGCCUCACAUCGAGCCAGCAAAACUCACUCAAUGGAAUCGUUAUAUUGCUUAUCUCCAUUCUAUUGAAGAUUAUUACCGGUGACAGCACGAAGCUGCGUCACUUGAUGGAAGGCAUCCAAGUCAACUCGAACGCUGACUGCAAUGGGGUUCUCGGUGCUGUAGGCUGCAUUAUCUACGAGCUGAUCAGCAAGGCAGGUGGAGGCCUCGGUGAAGCGGUCGUUCACGUGGCCGGUUCGACUUAG